Molecule: messenger RNA, 816 nt
Organism: Acytostelium subglobosum LB1
Lineage: Eukaryota; Evosea; Eumycetozoa; Acytosteliales; Acytosteliaceae
Exons: 3
Coding region: 1-816 (271 amino acids)
Biological process (GO): protein processing; positive regulation of catalytic activity
Cellular component (GO): membrane; endoplasmic reticulum; gamma-secretase complex
Molecular function (GO): protein-macromolecule adaptor activity
Source: RefSeq, a predicted model, not a curated record
AUGACACAAUUACUAUUCUAUGGAUGUCUGUUCUUUGCUUAUUCACCUACUAUAGUAUUCUUCUUGAUGGUGAUAGCACGUAAUAGUCAGUUGGUGAUCAUGUCGAUUGGAGGAUCAUUCUUUUGGCUACUAUCGAUGCUGUUGGCAUCGAUCUGGUGGUAUAUAAUACCACCGAUGCGUACACAGUUCUGGUUCGUCAUCCCGUUCACCAUCGCCUUCCAGGAGGCAUUCCGCUAUCUCUUCUUCCGUCUGUACAGCUGGGGAUUCAACGAUCGUCCAUCACUCGCACAGAUACAAUCAAAGAUCAAUCAAAUGAAAUCAAUGAAGGCUGAUCAACUACAACAACAGCAGCAGCAACCAGGUACAGACAGUGUGAUCAACACUCGUUUAGAGACACUAUCAGCGCGACCCAAUCAUACUCUAUCAUCUGCAGCUAUUGGAACAGGUAGCGGCAUCACUUAUGCCUUUGUGAUGUAUGGUACAAUCAUGUGGGAGUCACAGGGACCGGGCGACUUGUUCUCCCCAGCUUGUCCUGAUGUCAGUCUGUUUAUGUUGUCAGCCAUCUAUGCAUUGUGUUUCAGCCUCCUUCAUAUACUGUGGAAUGUCACUGCAUUCCAAGGAUACAGAACAAAGAAUCGCAUCGAUGUUGGCAUCGUCCUUGUCUCUCAUAUUGCCAUUUCAUACUUUACUAUGUUAAACCUUCAAGGUGGCAGCUGUGCAGGCGCCAUCGUUCCAGCAAUAUUGAUCACAUUGUUCAUGUUUGUUUACACCUUUAGGACAAUGCUAAGAGGCGACUCAAUCACAAAGAUUGCCUAA